UCGUAAACGUUUUUCUAAAAAUUGCAUAUAGUGUCAGUCUAUCAGUAACGUUGUUUCGCUACGUGUGCCUUUCUGUCGUUAACAGCAAUUGCGAAUUGAGUUUACAAAUGUCCACCGACAAUCUAUCAGCGGUUUUGUAUGGAAUCAAUGAUCUUCGGCUUGAGCAAACACCACUCCCUGAUGAGCCUGGACACAACGAAGUGAUCCUGGAGUCUCACACUGUCGGUAUUUGUGGCAGUGAUAUUCACUUUUUAACUGAAGGCCGAAUCGGUCCGUUCGUAAUGAAAGAACCACUUAUAUUGGGUCAUGAAUCGUCGGCAACUGUUGUAAAAGUUGGUCCUAGUGUACAUCAUCUUAAUGUUGGAGAUCGUGUUGCCGUAGAACCGCAAAUUCCUUGUCGAGUAUGCGAGUCUUGCAAACACGGACAUUACAAUGUGUGUCCCGAUACAAAGUUCUUUGCCACACCGCCAUAUAACGGUUCAUUGACUCGACUGUACAAACAUGCCGCUGAUUUUUGCUUCAAGUUACCGGAACACGUUUCUUACGAAGAGGCUAGUUUGAUGGAACCAUUGGCAGUAGCUGUUCAUGCUUGCAGACGUGCUGGUGUUAAGACCGGUGAUGUUGUAUUGGUUGUUGGAGCGGGACCCAUAGGUAUGUCAUCCGUUCUGGUGGCCAAGGCAUUCGGUGCAAGCAAAAUUUUGGUCACUGACAUUAACGCCAAACGAGUUAUGGCAGCCCAUGAAUUGGGAGCCGACUUUUCGUACGUUCUGAAGUCUGGCUCAGACGCUGAAAAAAAUGCAGAAGAAAUUGUGGCAUUGUUAGGCGACGCGCCUCACGUAACAUUGGAAUGUACCGGUGCUGCUGCUGCAGUUUCAUUGGCUCUCUAUGCGACAAGAUUUAGCGGUACUGUGUGCCUAGUGGGUAUAGCUUCGGGACUAUCGAACGUCCCAUUGAUUUAUGCAGUCGCAAAAGAAGUGACGAUUACAACUUCACUGCGAUAUGCAAACUGCUAUCCGUUGGCUCUGUCGUUGAUUGCUGAGGGCAAAGUUGAUCCACGGCCUAUGAUCACACAUAGAUUCGACUUGGAACAUGCACUGGAAGCAUUCGAAACUGUAAAACGAGGUGAAGGUGUCAAAGUGAUGAUAAAAUGUAAACGGGAAUAGAUUUUGCAGCACCAAAUUCUAUGUAGUAGUUAAAUUGCUCCUAAGAGUGUGUUUGUAUUUUCAUUUACGGAAAUUUACGGCUGUUGUCGGUUGAGGAAGGUUUACAUGAUUCAGUUUAAACAAAAAUCAAUCUAAAAUAAAUUGUUGCCUUCCCAGAUUCAUAUCCUUAUCUACGAAUAAAACUUCGUACACAAAGUGCAUAUAUACCACUUAGCACAAGUUUGAGAAAUAAAUCGCACGGAAGACACACAUACAGACGUUUAAUUUGAAAAUUUCAGGAAACAACACAACGCUAAAUUCGUUUGAAAUUUUCUGGAUAUUAGAUCUUAUUAAAAUGCGGUUCAUUUUGAGCAUAAAUUUUGAAGCGAAAACUUUUAGGAAUACAAAGGCGAAGAUGCUUUACUUCUCCACAAAAAAGGAAACCACGGUAACGACUUAGGAAAUUUGGAAUUGAAAUGCAGUGAAGUUAUGUGACGAGUUAUAACAUGAAGUUGGUGAAUAAGUUUAUUAAAUACUUAGGUUUUCCU
This is a messenger RNA of Bradysia coprophila, 1690 nucleotides long. Its product is annotated as sorbitol dehydrogenase pseudogene. The record is from RefSeq and is a predicted model, not a curated record. NCBI's taxonomy places the organism in Eukaryota, Metazoa, Arthropoda, Insecta, Diptera, Sciaridae.